GGAGACUCUGGGACCGGGAGGUUUUUGUCCAGGCCAGGCUGCACAGGAAAGGAAUGAAGCCAGGAGCGCCUCAAAGUCCAGCCUGGUAGUGGUGACUGACUGACAGAUGAGCAUGGAGCUGGCCACGAUGGGGCCUGGAGCUUCCGGAAAUGGGGCCAGGACUGCGGCAGCUCCAGGCUCAGGGCUGGGCCCUGGGGUCUCCCUGCACGCCUAUGACAUUGGGGUCCUGGUCGUCUACUUUGCUUUCGUCAUCGGCGUGGGGGUUUGGUCUUCCAUUCGGGCUAGCAGAGGGACCAUUGGCGGCUACUUCCUGGCAGGGAGGUCCAUGAGCUGGUGGCCGAUCGGAGCCUCUCUGAUGUCCAGCAAUGUGGGCAGCGGCUUGUUCAUCGGCCUGGCUGGGACAGGAGCUGCUGGAGGCCUUGCUGUGGGUGGCUUUGAGUGGAAUGCAACCUGGCUGCUUCUGGCCCUUGGCUGGAUCUUCGUCCCCGUGUACAUUGCAGCCGGGGUGGUCACCAUGCCACAGUACCUGAAGAAGCGCUUCGGGGGCCAGAGGAUCCAGGUGUACAUGUCUGUCCUCUCUCUCAUCCUCUACAUCUUCACCAAGAUUUCAACUGACAUCUUCUCUGGAGCCCUCUUCAUCCAGAUGGCCUUGGGCUGGAACCUGUACCUCUCCACGGUGAUCUUGCUGGUGGUGACAGCUGUUUAUACCAUCGCAGGGGGCCUUACGGCCGUGAUCUAUACAGAUGCUCUACAGACGGUGAUCAUGGUGGGGGGAGCCCUGGUCCUCAUGUUUCUGGGCUUUCGGGAGGUGGGCUGGUACUCAGGCCUGGAGCAGCAGUACAGGCAGGCCAUCCCGAAUGUCACUGUCCCCAACACCACCUGUCACCUCCCCCGGCCCGACGCCUUCCACAUGCUCCGGGACCCUGUGAGCGGGGACAUCCCGUGGCCAGGCCUCAUUUUUGGGCUCACAGUGCUGGCCACCUGGUGCUGGUGCACGGACCAGGUCAUCGUGCAGCGGUCUCUCUCCGCCAAGUCUCUGUCCCACGCCAAGGGAGGCUCCGUGCUGGGGGGCUACCUGAAGAUCCUGCCCAUGUUCUUCAUCGUCAUGCCCGGCAUGAUCAGCCGCGCCCUGUACCCAGAUGAGGUGGGCUGCGUGGACCCUGACAUCUGCCAAAGAAUCUGCGGAGCCAGAGUGGGAUGUUCCAACAUCGCCUACCCCAAGCUGGUCAUAACUCUCAUGCCUGUUGGUCUGCGGGGUCUGAUGAUCGCUGUGAUCAUGGCCGCCCUCAUGAGCUCACUCACCUCCAUCUUCAACAGCAGCAGCACCCUGUUUGCCAUUGACGUGUGGCAACGCUUCCGCAGGAAGGCAACAGAGCAGGAGCUGAUGGUGGUGGGCAGAGUGUUUGUGUUGUUCCUGGUCGUCAUCAGCAUCCUCUGGAUCCCCAUCAUCCAAAGCUCUAACAGCGGGCAGCUGUUUGACUACAUCCAGUCUGUCACCAGCUACCUGGCUCCGCCCGUCACCGCCCUCUUCCUGCUGGCCAUCUUCUGCAAGAGGGUCACAGAGCCUGGAGCCUUCUGGGGCCUCAUGUUCGGCCUGGCAGUGGGGCUUCUGCGCAUGGUCCUGGAGUUCUCGUACCCCGCCCCAGCCUGCGGGGAGGUGGAGCAGAGGCCGGCCGUGCUGAAGGACUUCCACUACCUCUACUUUGCACUCAUCCUCUGUGGGCUCACUGCCAUCGUCAUCGUCACUGUCAGCCUCUGUACAACCCCCAUCCCCGAGGAAAAGCUCGCUCGGCUGACGUGGUGGACUCGGCACCACCCCCGCUCUGAGCUGGACAAGGAGACACAUGAGGGCCCAGCAGGGAGGUCAGAGAUGCCAUCUGCGGAGCAGCCUGCAGGAGGUGGAGAGGCAGCGAACCCCAGCCAGGGCCGGGAGCAGUGUGGAGCCUCACGCAGGUCCUGGGGAAAGCUGCUCUGGGGCUGGUUCUGUGGGCUCUCCGGGGCCCCGGAACAAGCCCUGAGUCCAGCAGAGAAGGCUGCACUAGAGCAGAAGCUGACCAGCAUUGAGGAGAAGCCGUUCUGGAGAAGCGUCUGCAACGUCAAUGCCAUCCUCCUGCUGACCAUCAAUGUCUUCCUCUGGGGCUAUUUCGCAUGAGCCUGCAGACCUGGCUUCAGCUGAGACGCAUGAAACACAGCCGAAGCCUGGCCAGCCACGGAGACAGACUUUCCUCCCACCUUGCAGUCCAGACUGGAGACCCAGAGGCUGAGACUGCAAGAGGGCGGAAAGAGCCCCUAAUCCAGCCUGUACACUUGACCCGGGGAGAAAUGGAGGCCCAGAGAGAUCACUAGGUCUGCUCAGGGCCACCCAGCUGGAGUCUCACUGCCCUCCUGACUCCAGCUCUCUUCCCGUUACGUUGCCCUAAGUCCUCCCUCAAAAGCACUGUUUCCACUUUCUUGGUGAGUCUACUCAGAAGCAUGUAGAGUCUGGAGGGUAAAAGCUGGAGAGUACAAGGAAAGGGAUGGCAAGAAAGGCGCAGAAAGCCAUGUACAUCUUUGCUCACUCAUACCCCUGCCUUUUCCCCCUUCUCCUUCCCCUGCCUCUCUAGUUCCCAGUCCUCAGUCAUCUAUUUCUAGCAGCCAUGUACCCAGAAGGACCUCGUACUUCCACUGGCCGCUCCACAUGGUGGCGGUCAGACCCAAAGGAAGGAGGGACCAGGGUGGCAUGUAAGCACGGCGAUGGGUGGAGUCCAGGGCGGGGAGCACUGGGUGAGGUAUUCUCCUUGGCUUCACUCAAAUUCUGCCUCUUUCUACUGUCACAUCCAAUCACGUACAAAGUGUCCAUGGCCUUGAGGAACAGAGAGUACAGUUAAAGAGACGACUUGUUGAAAACAAGAGGAAUUGAGACAGGCUGCUCUGUGCCUAAGAGGAAGCCCCGCAGAGGGCCAGCACAGGCAGCCAGGAGCACUGCAGUGGCGUCUGUGCCCCUCUGCCCUUGUCUGCCAGGCGUCACCUUCCCUGGAAAACACCAUGACCCUGCUUAGCUGUCCCUCCUCCAGGAAGCUGCCUGGUGCCCCAAACUGGGUCAAG
This is a messenger RNA of Rhinolophus ferrumequinum (greater horseshoe bat), 3084 nucleotides long. It is a transcript of the gene SLC5A9, whose product is annotated as solute carrier family 5 member 9. The record is from RefSeq and is a predicted model, not a curated record. Gene Ontology annotation, biological process: transmembrane transport. Bases 107 to 2152 code for a protein of 681 amino acids. Gene Ontology annotation, cellular component: plasma membrane. NCBI's taxonomy places the organism in Eukaryota, Metazoa, Chordata, Mammalia, Chiroptera, Rhinolophidae. Gene Ontology annotation, molecular function: D-glucose:sodium symporter activity. The transcript is spliced from 15 exons.